Messenger RNA from Cryptomeria japonica (Japanese cedar), 790 nucleotides. RefSeq names its product aquaporin TIP4-1-like. Gene Ontology annotation, biological process: transmembrane transport; water transport. The transcript has 3 exons. NCBI's taxonomy places the organism in Eukaryota, Viridiplantae, Streptophyta, Pinopsida, Cupressales, Cupressaceae. The record is from RefSeq and is a predicted model, not a curated record. Gene Ontology annotation, cellular component: membrane. Gene Ontology annotation, molecular function: water channel activity. The coding region runs from base 14 to 775 and encodes 253 amino acids.
UUCGCUUACCAAGAUGUUGAAGAUUGCUCUGGGCAAUGGCCAAGAGGUCCGCCAGUCGGACUGUGCGAAAGCAGUAUUAGCAGAACUCAUAUUGACUUUCUUGUUUGUGUUUGCAGGGGUUGGAUCUGCCAUGGCAACGGACAAGCUGGCGUUUGAAGGGUCCUCGCUACUAGGCUUAACAGUGGUGGCCUUGACCCAUGCUUUUGUAGUCUAUGCAAUGAUUUCUGCGGGUUUUAACAUCUCAGGAGGACACCUCAACCCGGCGGUCACAUUGGGCUUAGCAGUAGGAGGCCACAUCACCAUUUUCAGGUCGGUUCUCUACUGGAUUGCACAGUGCCUGGGCUCUGCAAUUGCCUGCUACUUGCUCGUUUUUCUCACUGGUGGCAUGGUAACACCUGUGCACGCAUUGGCAUCGGGCGUGACAUACUUCCAAGGGGUGAUAUGGGAGAUUGUGUUGACAUUCUCAUUGCUCUUCACAGUGUACGCAACGGCAGUGGAUCCAAAGAAGGGAAGUGUGGGGCCUACUGCACCACUGUGUAUAGGAUUGGUAGUGUUUGCCAAUAUUAUUGCAGGAGGGCCCUUCUCAGGGGCUUCCAUGAAUCCUGCUCGCUCAUUUGGUCCUGCUUUGGCCAGUGGAGAUUGGAAAGAGCAUUGGGUUUACUGGGUCGGCCCUCUCAUCGGUGGUGGCCUCUCUGGUUUUGUGUACGAGAGUGUCUUUGUCACUGAGAACUAUGUUUCCAUAGUCCCUGAUAUGGAGGGGUCGUUGAUUCAGUAGGUUAUUAAGGAAGUG